AUUUUUAGUAGGAAAGUGCUAUAAAUUGCUCAGAAGCACGCGAGAGCGAGACAUCGUUCUUGUGGGAAGUGCGGUUCUACGUCCCACCCUCUUGGUUUCUCUAUUUUUCUGGUCAAAAUCUUCAUCUGAGUUUAGAAAAGCCUUUGCAGACUUUGCCGUUAUCUGUUCCUCCUGCCGGAGACGCUUCCCUCUGCGUGCGGGUUUGUGAUCGUCUUCCGGAUUUAAUCCGGAAACGAUGUCGAAGUUGGAGAAACUUGCGUCCAUUGAUGCACAACUGAGGCUUUUGGCGCCGGGAAAGGUCUCGGAAGAUGAUAAAUUGGUUGAAUACGACGCCCUUCUUCUGGAUCGUUUCCUCGACAUUCUUCAAGCAUUGCAUGGAGAUGAUAUCCGAGAAACGGUUCAAGAUUGCUACGAGCUUUCGGCCGAAUAUGAGGGGAAACGUGAUACCCAAAAGCUUGAGGAGCUUGGAAAUGUCUUGACAAGUUUAGAUCCAGGGGAUUCAAUUGUUGUUGCGAAGUCCUUCUCACACAUGCUUAGCUUGGCUAACUUGGCUGAAGAGGUUCAGAUUGCAUACAGAAGGCGGAACAAGCUUAAAAAGGGUGAUUUUGUGGACGAAGGUUCAGCUACAACUGAGUCGGAUAUUGAAGAAACUCUGAAAAGAUUAGUAGUACAGUUGAAUAAGUCACCUGAAGAAGUUUUUGAUGCCCUGAAAAAUCAAACUGUUGAUUUGGUUCUCACUGCACAUCCCACUCAGUCAGUUCGAAGAUCCUUGCUUCAAAAGCAUGGAAGGAUCCGUAAUUGUCUGACCCAAUUGUAUGCCAAGGACAUUACUCCUGAUGACAAGCAGGAGCUUGAUGAGGCUUUACAGAGAGAGAUUCAAGCUGCUUUUCGGACUGACGAAAUCAGGCGUACUCAACCAACACCUCAAGAUGAGAUGAGAGCUGGGAUGAGUUACUUUCAUGAAACAAUUUGGAAAGGUGUUCCAAAGUUCUUACGUCGUGUUGACACAGCAUUGAAGAACAUAGGAAUAGAUGAACGUGUACCUUACAAUGCUCCUCUUAUUCAGUUCUCUUCUUGGAUGGGUGGUGAUCGUGAUGGAAAUCCUAGAGUAACUCCUGAGGUGACAAGGGAUGUCUGUUUGCUCGCUAGAAUGAUGGCUGCAAACCUAUACUAUUCUCAAAUAGAAGACCUUAUGUUUGAGUUAUCUAUGUGGCGCUGCAGUGAUGAGCUUCGCGUUCGAGCAAAUGAACUACAUAGCUCCUCACGAAGAGAUGCAAAACACUAUAUAGAAUUUUGGAAGCAAAUUCCCCCAAGUGAGCCAUAUCGAGUUAUACUUGGAGAUGUUAGAGAUAAGUUGUAUAAUACUCGUGAGCGUUCUCGCCAACUGCUGGCCAGCGGAUUUUCUGAUAUUCCAGAAGAAGCAAGCUUUACAAAUGUUGAGCAGUUUCUGGAACCACUUGAACUAUGUUAUCGAUCACUUUGUGCUUGUGGUGACCGGCCAAUUGCUGAUGGAAGCCUUCUGGAUUUCUUACGCCAAGUGUCAACAUUUGGUCUUUCACUCGUAAGGUUGGAUAUCAGACAAGAGUCUGAUAGACACACUGAUGUCAUGGAUGCAAUUACCAGGCACUUGGGAAUUGGUUCGUAUCGUGAUUGGUCAGAGGAACAGCGUCAGGAAUGGCUGCUGUCAGAACUUCGUGGAAAACGUCCGCUAUUUGGUCCUGACCUUCCCAAAACUGAGGAAAUUUCAGAUGUGCUGGACACGUUUCAUGUAGUUGCUGAACUUCCAUCUGACAAUUUUGGAGCUUACAUCAUCUCAAUGGCCACAGCUCCAUCGGAUGUUCUUGCUGUUGAGCUCUUACAACGUGAAUGCCGAGUGAAGAAACCACUGAGAGUAGUUCCAUUGUUUGAGAAGCUUGGUGAUCUAGAAGCUGCCCCUGCUGCUGUGGCUCGACUCUUUUCUAUUGACUGGUACAUGAAUAGGAUUAACGGAAAGCAAGAGGUCAUGAUUGGAUACUCGGAUUCUGGCAAAGAUGCUGGAAGAUUGUCAGCUGCAUGGCAGUUGUAUAAAACUCAGGAGGAGCUUGUUAAGGUUGCCAAGCAGUAUGGAGUGAAGUUGACAAUGUUCCAUGGUAGAGGAGGAACGGUUGGCAGAGGUGGUGGCCCUACACAUCUUGCCAUAUUGUCUCAGCCACCUGAUACCAUCCAUGGAUCUCUUCGUGUCACUGUACAAGGUGAAGUUAUAGAGCAGUCAUUUGGAGAGGAACACCUAUGUUUCCGAACUCUUCAGCGUUUUACUGCUGCUACCCUUGAGCAUGGUAUGCAUCCUCCAGUUUCACCUAAGCCAGAGUGGCGUGCCUUGAUGGAUGAAAUGGCUGUUAUAGCCACUAAGGAGUAUCGAUCCAUUGUGUUCCAGGAACCACGUUUUGUGGAAUAUUUCCGCCUUGCAACACCAGAGAUGGAAUAUGGUCGAAUGAAUAUUGGAAGCCGACCAUCUAAAAGGAAACCAAGUGGAGGGAUUGAAUCACUUCGUGCCAUCCCAUGGAUCUUUGCAUGGACACAAACCAGGUUCCAUCUUCCGGUUUGGUUAGGAUUUGGAGCAGCAUUCAAGCAUGUUCUUGAUAAGGAUAUCAGAAACCUCAGUGUUCUACAGGCCAUGUACAAUGAGUGGCCAUUUUUCAGGGUCACACUUGAUUUGGUUGAGAUGGUGUUUGCCAAAGGAGAUCCUGGUAUAGCAGCUCUUUAUGACAAACUGCUAGUGUCUGAAGGACUAUGGCCAUUUGGAGAGCGCCUGCGAUCCGACUAUGAAGAGACCAAACGCCUACUUCUUCAGGUUGCCGGCCACAAAGACCUUCUUGAAGGAGAUCCUUAUCUGAAACAGAGGCUGAAAUUGCGAGACGCACACAUCACAACCCUCAACGUAUGUCAAGCUUACACACUUAAGCGGAUCCGUGAUCCCAAUUUCCUUGUGAACGUCAGGCCACAUAUAUCAAGGGAGAUCACAGAAGCAAACAGUUCAGCUGCGGAACUGGUUAAGCUGAACCCAACGAGCGAGUACGCCCCAGGCCUGGAGGAUACUCUCAUUUUGACCAUGAAGGGAAUAGCUGCUGGCAUGCAGAACACUGGCUGAAGUGAUUAGGGGCCAUUUUGCUCCAAUGGAGUUUGUAUCUUCUAAUUUAUGCAGUGAGAGUCCCACAGGAACUGAGAAUUAGAUUAUUGAGAGGUUUCUUAAGAGGGUUUUUUGCUGUAAACCCUUUGGCCAAUAUAGGUGCUUCUCGAAUUUCUUAUGGUUCCUAUGAUUAUUCAUAAUAAGUGGAAGAACAUUGAAAUGCUAGUAUUUUCAACUUUUAAA
This is a messenger RNA of Nymphaea colorata (pocket water lily), 3349 nucleotides long. Its product is annotated as phosphoenolpyruvate carboxylase, housekeeping isozyme. Bases 236 to 3127 code for a protein of 963 amino acids. Gene Ontology annotation, molecular function: phosphoenolpyruvate carboxylase activity. Gene Ontology annotation, biological process: tricarboxylic acid cycle; carbon fixation; leaf development. The transcript has 11 exons. The record is from RefSeq and is a predicted model, not a curated record. Lineage: Eukaryota; Viridiplantae; Streptophyta; Magnoliopsida; Nymphaeales; Nymphaeaceae. Gene Ontology annotation, cellular component: apoplast; cytosol; chloroplast.